AUGGUGAAAGCAAACAGGGGACAUAAUUUCGAACUUCUUCAAGAGAAGCUUGAUAAAGAAACGGAUGCAUUGGAACGUAAAAUGUUAGAUGUAAAGCCGUGGUAUUUACAAGGUGAAGUUGCAGCUACUAAACGAAAUGAGAAUACCUUGCUUGAAGAACAUUUUGACGUACAACGCCACGGUCUUUUCAAGCCAGAAGUUCAUGACGAAACUGUUAUAAAUGACUACAUUAUUAAAGCCAUCAAAGAAAGAAUGUUUGACAGUCCUGUUUUCAAAGUUAAGGAAGUUAAAGGACCUUCUAAAGAAAUUCCACUACAAAAUGUUGUUCAAAAGUCACUGGUAGAAGAGUAUGAAGGUUUUCUCAAGAGAAAUCAGAUUCUUGAAGAAGACCAAGGAGACCCACAAAAGAAUGCAAUCCAGGCUGAAAUGUUGGAGCUCUUCGACAAGUUAGAUAGACUUUCUAGUCUUCACUUUGUGCCAUAUAAGUACAUACCUGCUUCCACGUCUGCCAAGAAUGAUGCAGCAUCAAAAUUAGAAGAAUCUGGACCUACAGUCGUCUCAACAGCCAAUCUUCUAGCUCCAGAAGAGAUUUGUCCACCAAGAGGUGAAAUACUUAUUGGUAAAAAUGAGCGCACUCUUGCUGACCGUCGGCGACAUCGUCGAAAGUUAAUGAGAAUAAGAUCAAAACUUAAUCCUCCAAAGAAGGGGAAAGUAGAUGAGCGGCAAACAGCCAUGGCCAAAGUAACCAAAAUGGCACACCGACCGAAUUCUAACAUUAAAAUUAUAAAGUAA
Molecule: messenger RNA, 792 nt
Organism: Schistosoma rodhaini
Lineage: Eukaryota; Metazoa; Platyhelminthes; Trematoda; Strigeidida; Schistosomatidae
Source: the annotation of a GenBank genome assembly